CUUUUGGGGUUGCUUUUCUUUGUGAAGGCAUUUCUCUUCUCUUUUUCCUCUCUCCAAAAACCCAUACAGAAGGAAGAAAAAAAGAAAAAGAAAAAGCAAAAAAAAAAAAAAAAUGUCUUCUCCAAGCAAACGCCGAGAGAUGGACUUGAUGAAACUGAUGAUGAGUGACUACAAGGUGGAGAUGAUCAAUGAUGGCAUGCAAGAAUUUUAUGUUGAAUUCAAUGGACCAAAAGAAAGUCCUUAUCAUGGAGGUGUGUGGAAGAUAAGGGUGGAGCUCCCAGAUGCUUAUCCUUAUAAAUCACCAUCAAUUGGUUUUGUAAACAAGAUCUACCACCCAAAUGUUGAUGAAAUGUCUGGCUCAGUUUGUUUGGAUGUCAUCAAUCAGACUUGGAGCCCCAUGUUUGAUCUGGUAAAUGUGUUUGAAGUGUUCCUUCCUCAACUCCUUUUGUAUCCCAACCCAUCAGAUCCAUUGAAUGGAGAAGCCGCUGCUCUUAUGAUGCGCGAUCGUACUGCCUAUGAACAAAGAGUGAAAGAAUAUUGUGAGAAAUAUGCCAAGCCAGAAGAUGUUGGAGCAGUGCCAGAGGAGAGGUCCAGUGAUGAAGAGCUGAGUGAAGAUGAAUAUGCUGCCUCCGAUGAUGAGGAAAUUGCUGGAAAACCUGAUCCUUAGGCACAUAAUAUGCCUCCCUAGAAAAAAUUGUCUGUGUUGUACAUGAUAUUCAGCUCCAGGAAAAUUUGAACUCGCCAAAACUGGGGGUAUAUGGAAAAAUUCCUGCCCCUCUGUCUUUAUUUUCCAUGGAUGUUGUGUAAAUUAACCAACUGUUGUUUAAUAUUUCAAAUAUUCAUCCACUAUUGGAGACUAAGAAGCUGUUUGCUUAA
This is a messenger RNA of Theobroma umbraticum, 876 nucleotides long. Its product is annotated as ubiquitin-conjugating enzyme E2 5-like. The record is from RefSeq and is a predicted model, not a curated record. Lineage: Eukaryota; Viridiplantae; Streptophyta; Magnoliopsida; Malvales; Malvaceae.